UUCAUUCAUUGCAGGAGGCGCCGGUGCCGCUUGGUGGCGAUGUCCCGGGAUCUCCGGGCGUCAAACGGGGCCCGCAGCAGGCGCAUGCGCGCGGACGGCGGCAGGGGCAGCGGGUUGGGAAUGGCGGGGGGGACGGGGUUGGUGGUGGUGCUGCUGACAGCGCUGAGCUGCCGUUUGGCUCAGGGCGAGGAUAUCGUGGUGGGAUGUGGGGGAUUCGUGAAGUCCGAUGUGGAGAUUAACUACUCGCUGAUCGAGAUUAAACUGUACACAAAGCAGGGAACGCUGAAAUACCAGACGGAUUGUGCUCCCAACAAUGGUUACUUCAUGAUUCCUCUGUAUGAUAAGGGGGAUUUCAUUUUAAAGAUUGAGCCUCCCCUAGGGUGGAGCUUUGAGCCUACAAAUGUGGAUCUUCAUAUAGAUGGUGUUAACGACAUUUGCACCAAAGGCGAGGACAUAAAUUUUAUGUUUACUGGAUUUUCUGUCUCUGGAAAGGUGUUAAGCAAAGGUCAAAGUUCAGGACCUGCUGGUGUUCAUGUUACAUUAAGAAAGGCUGGAACAGAUGUGGAUCAGACUUCAUUGACUCAAAUUGGUGGAAAAUAUGCAUUUACAAGGGUGUUGCCUGGUGACUAUGAAAUUUUUGCUUCUCACCCUACCUGGACCCUUCAAAAAGCAUCUACUUCGGUGCAGGUGAUGAAUUCUAAUGCAAACACAGUUGAUUCUCUUGUGGUUGCUGGAUAUGAUGUUUUGGGCUCUGUGCGAAGUGAUGGUGAGCCAAUGAAGGGUGUAGUGUUCCUUCUGUUCUCCUCAUCAGUCUCUAAGGAGGAUAUUGCUGGAUGUAAUUUAUCUCCGGUUGAAGGAUUUCAAGCAGCAGAUGAAGCAUCAUCUUUCUUGUGCAGUGUUGUGUCAGGAGAAGAUGGAUCAUUUAUUUUUUCAUCCCUCCCCAGUGGAGAAUAUACAGUGAUACCAUUUUACAGAGGAGAAAGAAUCACAUUUGAUGUUGCUCCAUCAAGGCUCGAUUUUUCUGUGGGACAUGAUAGUUUGAAGAUUGAGCCAGUGUUUCGAGUGAUGGGAUUCUCUGUUACUGGCCGGGUUUUGAAUGGGCCUAAUGGACAAGGAGUUCAUCAUGCUACUGUUACCCUAAAUAACCAGAUCAAAGUGACUACAAAGGCUGAUGGCUCAUUCAGGCUUGAAAACAUGACAGCAGGCACAUAUACUAUAAAUACACAGAAAGAGCACAUUUUCUUCGAACCGGUUACUGUGAAGAUUGCCCCUAAUACACCUCAACUGGCUGAUAUCCUGGCCACGAGCUUUAGUGUUUGUGGGCAAGUGACAGUCAAACGUUUCCCUGAAGGAUUAAAACAGAUAGUCAAGUAUAAAUUAGCAAUGGUUGCUCAAAAUAAGGAUAAGUCUUCAAUUACAACAGAAUCGGAUUCUCGUGGAUUAUUCUGUUUCCAGGCCAAAAUGGGAACCUAUAGCAUUCAGGUUAUGAUCAGUGAAGCUGAAGCAAAAGCAGGACUUGCACUGAAGCCAAAGUUUCAAAUAGUCACAGUAACAAAUGCACCCAUAAUGGACCUUACCUUCAUCCAGUUUAUGGCAUCUGUUUCUGGGAAAGUACUAUGUCUGGAUUCCUGCGGUGAUUUAGCUGUGACCCUUCAACCCUUAAGUCGCCAUGGUGAGAAACAAAGCUUGCAGCUCUCAGGAAGUGCUGACUCUGUGCUAUUCACUUUUAAUGACAUUUUACCUGGGAAAUACAAAGUGAAUAUUGUUCAUGAUGAAUGGUGCUGGAAGAACCGCUCUCUGGAGCUGGAGGUUGUGGAUCAGGAUUUGACCAGCACAGAGUUCAAACAGACAGGUUACAUGCUUCGAUGUGCACUCUCACAUGCAAUAACAUUGGAGUUUUACCAAGAUGGAAGUGGCCCAGAAAAUGUUGGUGUAUAUAACCUCACAAAAGGAGUGAACAGAUUUUGUCUCUCUAAACCAGGUGUCUAUAAGGUAACCCCUCGUUCAUGCCAUCAAUUUGAACAAGAAUUUUACAUCUAUGACACAGCAGCACCCACCAUUUUAACCUUAACGGCGACCCGACAUCAUGCACUUGGUGCUAUCGUGACAGAUAAAUUAACGGAUGUCACCGUUACUAUCAGAUCUUCAAUUGAUAGUGAACCUGCUUUGGUCUUGGGACCUUUGAAGUCACAUCAGGAACAGCGACGGGAGCAGCAGCUGGCAGAAAUAGAAGCCCGUAGACUUGAGCGUGAAAAGAAGGGCCAGAAGGAAGUGGAGAGAGAGCCUCCAGCUCAGGAAAUUGUCGAGGAACUUGAGGGACCUUUUCUUUAUGAAUUUUCAUACUGGGCAAGAGCUGGAGAAAAGAUUGCAGUCACACCCUCAUCAAGGGAACUUCUCUUCUACCCUCCGUCAGUGGAGGCAGUCAUCACUGGAGAUACUUGUCCGGGAAGGUUAAUAGAAAUUCAGGGAAAAGCUGGCCUAUUUCUGGAAGGACUGGUACACCCAGCACUGGAGGGUGUUGAGAUAAUCAUCUCUGAGAAAAACACAGUACCACUUAUCACUGUGUUUACUAAUGAAGAAGGGUCAUACAGGGUUGGACCACUACACAGAGACCAGGAGUAUUCCAUAACUGCUCAAAAGGAAGGUUUUGUUCUGACUGCAAUAGAAGGAACAGUUGGUGAUUUUAAAGCUUUUGCAUUAGCAGGAAUAACUUUUGAGAUAAAAACUGAAGAAAAUCACCCCCUUGCUGGAGUCCUUUUGUCUCUUAGUGGAGGACAGUUCCGCUCUAAUCUGCUCACACAAGAAAAUGGCAUGCUUACCUUUGCAAACCUGAGUCCUGGUCAGUACUAUUUCAAACCAAUGAUGAAGGAGUUUCGAUUUGAACCUGCGUCCCAAAUGAUCGAAGUGCAAGAAGGACAAUCUCUUAGAAUCAAAGUUACUGGCUAUCGGACUGCUUACAGCUGCUAUGGAACAGUAUCUUCACUGAAUGGGGAACCUGAACAAGGAGUUGCAGUGGAGGCUGUUGGCCAAAAGGAUUGCAGUAUUUAUGGAGAGGAUACUGUGACUGAUGAAGAUGGAAAAUUUCGCCUCCGUGGUCUACUGCCAAGCUGUGUAUAUCAUAUUCAGUUGAAAGUUGAAGGCAAUGACCACAUAGAAAGGGCUCUUCCACAAUAUCGUGCCAUACAGGUUGAGAGCAGCGAUAUUGAUGGUGUGAAUAUUCUAGCAUUCCGGCAAAUUAAUCAGUUUGAUUUAAGUGGUAAUAUUAUCACUUCAGCAGAGCAUCUUUCUACUUUGCGGGUGGUGCUGUAUAAAAGUGAAAACUUGGACAACCCCAUUCAAACUGUGUCACUGGGUCAGUCCCUUUUUUUCCACUUCCCACCGCUGCUAAGAGAUGGAGAGAAUUAUGUAGUUGUGCUAGAGUCUACUUUGCCCAAAUCACUCUAUGAGUACACCUUACCCCAGAUAUCCUUCAGUGCAACAGGCUAUCACAAGCAUGUUACCCUAAUGUUUACCCCUUCGAGAAAACUACCUGAGCAGGAUGUUGCCCAGGGGUCAUACAUUGCUCUGCCCCUUACUCUGCUCCUGCUGUUGGCUGGAUAUAAUCAUGAUAAGCUUAUCCCAUUGCUGAUGCAGUUGGUAAAUCGGUUACAAGGUGUGCGGGCUCUCAGCCAAGGUGGUUCAGGUGGUAUUAGUCAAGAGGAAGCAAAGAGACAAGCCAAAAGACCAAAGACAAGGCAUACAUAAUUAACAAUGAAAGACCUACAUAUCAGUUCCAUGGAGUUCUCGCUCAGUGCAGAUUCAUACAGUGAAAUAAUUUCUGUUGAAAUCACUCAUUGUUACAUGAUAAGAGUCUUUUUUUAAACUGCUGACCUCCUAAUGUUCUUUGAUUGUAUUUAUAACAAAUUGAGGUUACAUUUGUUUUUGAUCAGUGAUCUGAAUUGAUUUAAAGAUUUGAGAAACAUUGGACAGAAUUCUGAUUUAACAGCUGGUAUGUUAAUUUAUUUUUGCUGUUGUGAGAACUCAACCAAGAAGCAAAAACAACUUGCUUGUUUUAUAUUUGCUUGUGCAAUGUAUCUGAACUGAGCCAUUUGAAUGUGUGGUAAAAUGACUGUUCAAUAGGUGACAAUAAACCCUGGAAAAUAGAAUUCCUACAUUAAAAAAGAUUUUUCACCAUUUU
Messenger RNA from Pristis pectinata (smalltooth sawfish), 4177 nucleotides. RefSeq names its product nodal modulator (gene nomo). Gene Ontology annotation, molecular function: carbohydrate binding. The record is from RefSeq and is a predicted model, not a curated record. Gene Ontology annotation, cellular component: endoplasmic reticulum membrane. The coding region runs from base 40 to 3744 and encodes 1234 amino acids. The transcript has 31 exons. NCBI's taxonomy places the organism in Eukaryota, Metazoa, Chordata, Chondrichthyes, Rhinopristiformes, Pristidae.